AAAACUCUCCACCAAAAAAGCCUAGGUAACAGAGGACGUAGUACGCACCGAGGAAGAAACAGCUGGGACGGCUUCGCGCUGACAUAACAGUUCGUGUUAGGCAGAACUUGAUAUUUUCUUAUUCAUAAACAAUAAUGAAUGAACAGCAGGAGAGAGUCAUGAGAAUUGAAUGCGUUGGUACAAACUACCUUCUUCCCAAAGGAAAGCUGGUUUUUGAUGAACAAAAACGACAAUGAAAGGCCAAUUGAGUUACCUUUCCAAGGCGAAAUUGACUGGAAAAAGGAAAUUCAUGUGGGAAACAGCUCCUUGAUAUACACAGAUACCAGCUGCACAUUAGAUGAACACAUAAGUCGGUUCACAUAUAACGAAAAAUCCAAAUGGUUAUCCUCUGAAGGACGCGUUCCUAAGGGCGAUUCUGUGGUCGGGACAUACACAAGUGCAUUUCGACAACCGCCUGGACUUCAUCCAACUCUAGUCCUCCAUGUUUCCAAAUCCGUCACGCCUCCUGGAAAGUGUCAAAUGCAAGUUUUGGCAGCUAUACCAUCAACUUUGUUUGUCGACAAGUAUCAGCUAACAUCGUUGGCGGAGAAAGACAUUAAGAAUGUACACGAACUCGUUGAACUUGUGGGCGAAACCGACCUGGAAGCCCCAUCAUACAAUGUUCCAGGUUGGGGAAGCGUACUCCUCUUGGAUGUAAAUGCACCACUCAACAUGGACGAAUUUGACAUUGAAAUUCCUUUGCACACACGCUACCAGCUACCGCAGGAAGAUGGAAUGUUCCAUGUCGCCAGCAUGCAGUCACCCACGGUUUUUUGGUCUUGCGGCGAACAUGUUGAUUCCGUUGAACAGCUUCUCAGUAGAGAAAAGCUCGAAGAACCUGCCGGUACCUUUGUUCUUGACUAUGUCGAAUCAAGUCUUAACGUCCUAAUUCCAACGGCUGAUGCGAAGAAAGAGACCGAGGUAUCAAUCCUCACCAAUGCCGUUGUGAGUGCUGGUUUUAUUUACCUUGUUGUUGUUUUAUUGCGACAGCUUUGGAAGCCGAAAGAAGAUUAAAUGAAUUACGUGAACGAGUGAGCAGCUUUAACCACGGAGAAAACUGCACUGCAAUAUGUAAAAAUGUCUCAAAAACAGAGGAUUCUGAAUAUGCCUAUCAAAAUUGUGCGGAAUGGAUCCGAAAACGUAACCGAGCUUCUCAUUAAGGUUCAAAGGGCUUAAAAACAGCAGUCGUGACGUACUAAAAUGAAUAAUGUUAGCAUCAUCAAUGAAACAAUGAAUGUCGAAUAAAAUUGCAUACCUUUCGAUGAUAACGGGUGGUAGCACUCAAAGCCAA
Schizosaccharomyces japonicus yFS275 is the source of this 1330-nucleotide messenger RNA. Its product is annotated as pig-X. The transcript has 3 exons. Gene Ontology annotation, cellular component: endoplasmic reticulum membrane. The record is from RefSeq and is a predicted model, not a curated record. Bases 217 to 1053 code for a protein of 278 amino acids. Lineage: Eukaryota; Fungi; Ascomycota; Schizosaccharomycetes; Schizosaccharomycetales; Schizosaccharomycetaceae. Gene Ontology annotation, biological process: GPI anchor metabolic process; GPI anchor biosynthetic process.